Cylindrotheca closterium is the source of this 1968-nucleotide messenger RNA. NCBI's taxonomy places the organism in Eukaryota, Bacillariophyta, Bacillariophyceae, Bacillariales, Bacillariaceae. The record is from the annotation of a GenBank genome assembly.
AUGUUACAAGAUUGUCUUCCUAACCUUAUACCUGGAUGCUUUCCAGAGGUGAACAAGCUUCCACUUAAACCAGUUAGACUGAGUGAAUCAUCCAAGAAUACCAUGGAGCACCCAUAUCGAGCUUUCGAGGAUCAUGGAAUGAGGGGCAAUGCUCAUGGCAGCAACGUCCACAGAGUGACUCAGAGACUAGUAACAAGUCUCGAAAGCAAUGCAACCUUGCAAGAACUCACACUCAACGUUCAAGCGAUCUCUGAAUCAUUAGAAUUUUCAGGUCCCAUUGUCAGAUUUCUGAAUGAAAACAAGUCCUUGGAAAGACUUCAAAUUCGCGUUCCUCCACAGACCAAGGGAUCCAGCAUCUUCGCCAACGAAAUCAUCUGCCCGAGCUUGAAAGAGCUUACCAUCUGGGUCGCCAGUGAUCGUUCUACAAAACGUCAGAUUGAUUUCAUGAGAAAGGCUGCUGUGAAGCGACGAAGAUUAUGUCGGUGUCACAACCCCAUUCGUACGAGCAGAUCAACCACUAACAUCACUUCAUCGGUAUCAACGACAAUAAGUGAAGACCUGGAUCAGUUCAAUCUUCGAGAUAUCGCCCGCUUCAUUGCGUCGCAACCACAACUCGAGUAUGUCCGAGUUCAAACCUCCACGCUAAGUACCAAGCAAUGGAACGACUUGGUCGAUGGGAUCCACCAAAACCGUUCCGUGAGACAUGUCGAGUUUCGCCGACUGGAAGGUGACUCCUUUUCGAUGCGAAAACUACAACAGCAUCCAACACUGGAGAGAAUAGACCUAAAUGGUUGCCCGACCAUUGGCAACUGGCAUACCCUGGUUUCCAAGGAAGCCAACAUCAAGCACAUCUCCUGGUCGUCCAGUCCUGCCAGCAUAGACUGCUUGCAACACCUGGCGAACAAGCUUUCCUGCCCUGCUUCCAGUCUAUUGAAAUUGGAAAUCAGUCAUACCAAUCUCAGUGGACACAAGCUUGCCAUGGUCGCGGCCAUGCUUAAGGAAAACUGCAGUCUGAGAGAAAUCGACCUAUCCAGUUCGCAACUGAACAGUGUCGAUGGAUACAUUCUGACCAAGUGUUUGCAGUCCAACUUUACUCUGCAAAAGCUGAUACUCAAUGACAAUUCCAUGCUCAAGUGGCCAUGUGAUUUGGCCUUUCUUGGGUUCCGUGACUUGUUGGCAACACCAACUUGCAACCUGAAUUACUUGGAUUUGAGUAACAACGAAAUGGAACCCAUGAGAAACGAUGCUCGCUGCGCCGAGAUUUUCGAAGGGAUGCAACGAAAUACCAAACUCAAGGUCCUCAAACUUGCCAAUAGAGGCACUGUCUUCUUUGAAACUCUCUACCACAAGUUUUGGAACGAGUCUGAAAAGCACCAUCUUCAAGUCUCCAAGUCACUCGGCAAGGCACUCGAAACUUGUCGAUUGACAGAGCUAUGCUUGAACCACAACUUUCUCGACGAUGACACCAUUGCCAAGUAUCUGGCUCCCGCUUUGAGCAAGAACUGUCGAUUAGUUCGACUCAGUCUGAAGCGAGUGGGAAUGGGAAACAAGGGCAUGUCGGCCAUCUCCAAGGCGCUCAUGGGCAAUCAAACCUUGGAGUUCAUGGACAUUUCUCACAAUUGCGAUAUGACUCUUCCUGCUUAUGAAAGUCUUGUCGAAUGCUUGCCAACUCUAUCCAAGCUGGAGACACUCUGGUUCCAUUCCAACACCAAGGACGAGUUACAUGCUUGUACUUUGGCGCCCGCUCUUGUCAAGCAAUACGCUUUGCAAAAAUUUAGCAACGAAGACUGCUUGCCUGAAAUGUAUCGCAUCUUUCUUGCUGCCAACCGCAAUGGAAGGCGUUAUCUCUAUCAGCAUAGCACCAUUGUGGAUGCACUAUGGCCCAAGAUCCUUGCCAGAGCCGCACACAAUCCCAAAAUAGUGUCACUCUUUGUGAGAGAACGAGCCGAAAUGUUUACCUACCGAUAG